CUUUUCAAUACAUUUAUAAACAUUCAUAAGCACACAAAUAAAUCAUAGACCAUGUAAAAUUAGCUUUAUUUAUUUUUAAAAUAUUUUUUUAGAUUUUAUAUUCCUGCUCUGGCGGAGGUGACAGAGGGGAUUCUUUUGCUUGAAGUGGCAGAAAGCAGCAAUAGCAGCGCGCUAGCAACAUCUGCGCUCCAACCACCAGGCUCAUAGCGACAUGCUAGCUGCAUUAGCAACACCAGCGACCAGGUUUGGAACUGACUCUAUCAGGCUGCCGUGCAGCAGGUGGUUGCUGUGACGUUCCAGACUGCGGUUGCCGAAAACCACUGUGAGGAUUUGGUCUGUGUUCAGGAGGAUUCAGGGAUGGGAAAACAGAGUGGAGAACCUGUGCAACAGAACCACACCAGAAACAGUCUGGACCCAGAAGCGCCCUCUAAAGGCCUGGAGUUAGACUCAAAUAAAACAGAAGAAACCGGAACUGGUAGCAGUGCAAACUCUUCUACAACACCAGCGCUGGAACCACCUGAACCCACAGUGGAGGAGAAGUCGUCAAAUAUAGAACACCCUACAGAACAAGAAGCUGCAGAUCUGAAAGAACCUGCAGCUACUGAGACUGAAACAAUGGUUCCAGAUGUAUCCCCCACCCCCACAGAAUCCAGAGAGGCUAGCUCUGUGGGUAAUAAAGGAGAACCAGCAGGAAAGUUCAGAGAAGAUCUCCAACCCGAGGAGGAGAGGGAAAGUACUGGUCACAAUCAGAACAGAACAGAACCUGAACCUGAACCUAAACCUGAGCAUGGCUCGACUGAUACAUGUGAUCCAGACUCACAGUGCAGAACCAGAACAGAACCACAGACAGGUUCUGUUCCACUCGGGUCCAACCAGAGAGAGGGAGUACACACACACAGAACCCAAACCAGAGGACCUCAGGGUCCACCAGGGUUGCCAGGUCUUCCAGGACCAAAAGGAGAAAAAGGUUAUGCCGGAGUCAUGGGCCGGACCGGAGUCACCGGAUACAGAGGCCCAGUUGGACCCCCCGGGAUGCCGGCAAUUAUAGUGUGGAAAACAUCUGAGGAGGAAUGGCAAGCCUUUAAAAACACUACAUUCUACAAGAAGCUGGUGUCCUCAUGGCCGAGGGUAAAAGGUCUGAUGGGCCUAGUUGGACCACUAGGAGAUCCUGGACCCCCUGGACCGCCGGGAAUUCCAGGGAAACAGGGAAGGAAAGGAGAGUCUGGACCAAUGGGAGCAGCAGGUCCUGCUGGGAUACCGGGACCUCCAGGAAGACCAGGACAAGAUGGUUCCCCUGGAGAGGACAUUGAAAUGGGCCAAACCGGACCCAGAGGAGAAGAUGGCCCUCAAGGAUACAGAGGAGAGCAAGGCUGCAAAGGGGAGCCGGGUGAGUGGGGUUAUGUUGGAGAAGCAGGACCUCAAGGGGAGAAAGGGAGGAAAGGAGAGAAGGGGAAUAAAGGAGAUGUUGGCCUGAUUGGAAUAACAGGUUAUAUUGGAAUACCCGGACCCAGAGGACAGCGGGGGUUCGUCGGAGCGUCCGGUUCUCCUGGGGAUCCCGGGGGGGCUGGACCUGCAGGACGUCGAGGACCAGCUGGCCGGACAGGAACCAGAGGCCCAAAUGGAAUGAUUGGUGUUAAAGGACCCCCAGGUCAGCCAGGUGAGACCGGACUGAGAGGAGCUGCAGGCAAACAGGGUGAGUCGGGUGCUGAUGGCCUUGAUGGUUUUCCUGGAGAUCGUGGACUGCAGGGUAACCCAGGAGCUGAUGGACCUCCAGGAACCAAAGGAGAUCAGGGAAAACCAGGAAUUGAAGGGGUAAUAGGGGACCCUGGUCUACCAGGACCUACAGGUUCCACUGGAAAAGCAGGAAAACCUGGACCCUCAGGUGAUCCAGGAAUCAAAGCAAACCGUGCUGAUAAGGGUGAUUCUGGGCAAAAAGGAGAGCUAGGACCCCCUGGCCCACCUGGUAAACGUGGAUUCAGCGGUCAAAGGGGUUCUUCUGGUUUUCAGGGAGAAACUGGGCCGAUUGGACCUGCUGGGUUACCAGGACCUCAGGGUAUAGAUGGAAGUGCUGGCGAUCCAGGAAAGCAAGGCCAGGAUGGAGCAAAGGGGGAUCGAGGCAGUGGUGGCAUAGCUGGUGGUCCUGGACCCAGAGGUGAAAAGGGUCGCCCUGGAAGGACUGGGUUUACUGGUUUGCCAGGAUCUUUGGGGGAGAUGGGAAAGCCAGGAGAAAGAGGACCUGAAGGAGAUCCUGGUAUUAAGGGUAUUCCAGGACUUUUGGGAGGAUCUGGAUCUACAGGACUGAAGGGUCUACAGGGUUUUCCAGGCAGUCGAGGGCAGGAUGGGAUUCAUGGAGCUCCAGGACCCACAGGACCUUCAGGAACCAAUGGAGAAACUGGUCCUUCAGGUGCAAAAGGCUUGCCUGGGAAGUCUGGAGCUCCUGGUGUUCAGGGUGCUGUUGGACGUCGUGGGUAUCCUGGAGGUACAGGACUUACUGGGGAGCCUGGGAAGCCUGGAGUGAAGGGGGUGAAAGGCAGACCUGGGUCAGAGGGGCUUCCAGGCAGCGCUGGUCUGAAGGGGGUUCGAGGACCAGAGGGUCCUAAAGGAAAACCUGGACGUGCAGGGUUGCGCGGCGUUCCAGGACAGAAGGGUUACCGCGGUUCCAUGGGGAUUGAGGGAAACAUCGGCCCAUGGGGAAAGGCUGGUCGUCAGGGGCCGCCGGGUGACAGAGGGCCACAAGGUCCAGCUGGACCCGCGGGUGUGGCCGGUUAUUCGGGUAAAGAUGGACCAGCAGGAGAUACUGGACCUCAAGGAACCAAAGGUGAUCAGGGAUUUAAAGGAGCAGCGGGGAUGAAGGGGGUCGCUGGUGUCGAUGGUGAGGAGGGCGGAGUCGGUGGGAGUGGUCCAGUCGGGCCUGUGGGACUUAAAGGACUUCCUGGGGGUAGGGGGAGUCCUGGACCGCCAGGUUUUUCUGGACCUAAAGGAGUCAGUGGAGCUGCAGGUCCCAUAGGAACACCAGGUGUAAAAGGUUCUACUGGACGAGAGGGACAAAGUGGAUCUCCUGGACAGAAAGGACAUCCUGGACCCGCUGGAGAAAAGGGUCAACCAGGCACCAGGGGGCGCUCAGGUUUGGCAGGAAUAUACGGCCCAGGAGGCGACAUGGGGGCAGCAGGAGGAAAAGGUCCCAAAGGUGAAAGUGGACUCACAGGAGAGCCGGGGAUUAUGGGGCGUCCGGGUCCAGCAGGUCCAACUGGGCUGCCAGGUUUACCAGGAGGCAGGGGUUUAGUGGGUCAAAGUGGACAUCAGGGGCCAAAGGGAGAUUCUGGAGAGCGAGGAGAUCCUGGACCACGUGGCGAGAACAGACCAAAAGGCUUUGCAGGUCAAAGAGGAAAGAAAGGAGAGACUGGAGGAAGAGGAGGAGCGGGAUCAGUGGGGCCGCCAGGAUCUAAGGGUACUACUGGAGGAAAAGGCAGACGAGGAGUUGCUGGACCCCCAGGGGAUAAAGGGAUACAGGGUCAACCAGGGUCAAAGGGGAAGAAGGGUACUCCAGGGAAAAAUGGCAGCAAGGGUGUUGCUGGAAAAAUGGGAGCUCGAGGUCCAAAAGGCAAACAGGGUGCUCCAGGAAAACCAGGAAAACCAGGUGUCAGAGGGACAGACGGUCUGCUUGGAGUUAUUGGGAAUGAAGGAUACCCUGGUGAUCAGGGGCACAGAGGGGCCGCUGGCAGAGCAGGACCACCAGGCAGUCCAGGUCUGGCUGGAGCUCCAGGGACACAGGGCAUGCUGGGAUUGGCUGGUCUAAAGGGUUCCUCUGGUCACAUGGGAAAUCCUGGCCCGCCGGGACCACUCGGACCUGAGGGAAUUCCUGGAAUACGAGGAGGGAAAGGAAGUGCCGGUUCUCCAGGACAAAAUGGACUUCCAGGUGUUCGAGGCUCACAGGGGCCGGCUGGAGAACAGGGACAGAAGGGAAAACCAGGCGUUCCUGGACCUGUGGGCCCACCAGGACGAAGAGGUGCUCAGGGGGACGUGGGCCCCCGUGGUCCCCCAGGCCGGACUGGAUUCCCCGGUGUUCCGGGUCUCUCCGGAAAGAAGGGAAUGAAGGGAAUUGGAGGAUUGCCAGGGCCAAAGGGGAAGCGAGGACAGAAAGGGGAACCGGGGAAGCCCGGUGUUCCCGGUCCAAAGAACCUGAGACAAAAAGCUCCACCUCCACCAACCCGGAGACGAGGGCCAAAGCUUAAAACUAAGCUCCAGCCUCUGAGAACAGCGAGGACUAGAAAUUUUCAGUCUGAUGAAGAAAGUCCAUUGGCGCCCGACGGCUCUUGGGGCAGCAGAACCAGUUCUGCCUCCACCUGCCGAGAGUUAGGCCUUGUUCUUCCAGGCUUGACUGAUGGGCUUUAUUACGUGGAUCCGAAUCAGGGCUGUCCGUUUGAUGCCCUGAGCGUAUUCUGUAACUUCACUGCUGGAGGUCUAACCUGCAUCUCACCUGUCCAAUCACAGAUUGAGGGAGAAUGGCCGGCUACCAGAUCAACCAACAGCAAAUGGUUCAGUGAAAUACAGAACGGAGUCAAGGUGGAAUACCCAGGGCUUGAUGUCGUCCAGCUGAGAUUUCUGCGUCUAAACAGCAACUCCGCCUACCAGCAGAUCACCAUUUCCUUUCCAACCAGUGCCAAUCUGACAACCAGUCAGAGGAAGAACACACCCAACAUGGUUUACUUGCUGGGGGAUUCAGCCAAUGAGAUCAGAUCUGCACAUGUUAAAGUAUCAAGAUCUGACUGUGAGGUACGUGUGCGGGUGAAGAUAAAGCAAUAUUCUGAAAUGGAGCUGCUGCCGAUUCGAGAUUUCCGUGUGGAGGGCGGGGACAGGCGCCGGGGGCGGGACUUCAGAGCGGUGCUUGGACCCCUGUGCUUUUUAUAGCCUUCUGCUCCCUCAUAUCGAGACUCAGCACUUCAUGGACAGAAUUAUGCGUGUUUGUGGCUCUUCACCGGUUCUCGUCACACUAGAAUGAGAUGAGAUCUGCUACUAUUCACCAGUAGACCAGUUUCACUCACUGGUUAACUGGAAUAACUGCAUCUGACUGGAACAUUGUCUGGAAAGCUGUUCAUCUGAACAGUACAGGUUAUUUAAUUAAACAUUACAAUAAAAACUGGACAGUAUUUUUGGGAUUGUUGUCUCCUGAAAAAAUCCAGAAGCCCCAGUUCCCCUCCAGUCCUGUUUAUUUAACCAGUGCCUUGUUAGAUGGAAUUAGGUGAUCUGCUGGUGGAACCGAACUAAUCCAUACUGGGUCUGAAGUUCACAGAGUUCUUCCAACAUAUUAAUAGCUUUACAGACCAACAGCACUUUCUUACUCUAUUCUAUUCUAUUCUAUUCUAUUCUUCAGUAGUGUUGUGUAGUCUAGUCUAUUGUAUUGUAAAGCUUUCACAUUUGAAAACUCCAACAUUUAUUUUAAAUAUUUUAAACAGCUCUGAAUGUCUCCUGGGCUGAAAUGUUUCUGUAUUUAUUAUGGUUGUUUAAUGCUGUACAGAAAGUGGUGAACCUGAGUUUCUCUGUCAGCAUGAUAAUGAUGUUUCUAAAUGUAUAUGGAUGUUAUUUUUAUGUGUUGUGUGUGUAUUAAGAUGUAUAUGUUGUUGUAUAUGUGUUUUAAAAUCAGUGCUUUGCUACUGAUGUAAAGUCUGGGAUGUAUUAGUUCUGAAUAAAAUUCAACAAUUUUCCUUGAUCCUGUCAGCCGUGAUGUUAAAAAAUCACCCAAUAAAUGAAAUAAUAAAAAG
Molecule: messenger RNA, 5759 nt
Organism: Astyanax mexicanus (Mexican tetra)
Lineage: Eukaryota; Metazoa; Chordata; Actinopteri; Characiformes; Acestrorhamphidae
Product: collagen alpha-1(I) chain
Exons: 66
Coding region: 358-4908 (1516 amino acids)
Molecular function (GO): extracellular matrix structural constituent
Source: RefSeq, a predicted model, not a curated record